Opisthorchis viverrini is the source of this 552-nucleotide messenger RNA. RefSeq lists its product as hypothetical. The transcript has a single exon. The annotation marks the transcript as partial. Lineage: Eukaryota; Metazoa; Platyhelminthes; Trematoda; Opisthorchiida; Opisthorchiidae. The record is from RefSeq and is a predicted model, not a curated record.
CUUACCCCCUCGAGGUGACCUGCGAGUUCACCUCAGUGUCGAUGGUGGUGUGGCGCGCAUGCAAAGUCUUCCACUCGGAUUCUGGUUUCCUGACUCAAAUCGAGCCACCUGGCAAAUCCCAUUGGGUCAACCAACCACUAACAGCGUGGGCAGUACCCCACUUCAGACCAAUGCACUGCCUACCGCGAACCUGAACACAUCCGGUACCAUUCGUGCCAAGUUUAUCCUCACAAACGGUCCCGGUCGACCACAGCCUGUGGCCUUACAAUUCUUCCGCGAGGACUGCCUUGCCAGUGGUGUCCUACUAGAGUUGGAAGGCUCGGAUUAUCGCCUUAGCCUGUGCAAACGACGGGUGAUUGGCGAUCGAUAUAUUUGUGAUCCACCUAGUCAUUCUCCACGAUUUCAAUUACACCCCGCACCCCACGCACUGAAGACAAUCGGUCUGCAACCAAAACCUCCCAGUCGCAUUCCACUCCCUCACUCCGAUGGUCUUCCUCAAUCAAUUCAAGAUUCCCCGUCUCUUGCUGCUAAAGCCGAAGACAGCAUCCCCUA